GGAGAAGAAGCAUCGCCAUUUUAAGAGAAAGAGUUUCAUUUCACAUCGCAACUGUAGGACGGAGAACCUCAGGAACGUUUUCAACCUGUUUCUCUUUUAAACUGUUAGUGGGGAAUUGACUACUAUGAACUGAAUCUCUUCCUAAAGCCAAUCAACAAGUAGAUCAAAGUCAAGUAACGCAUAAGACAGUUGAUUUUUUGCACUGAAUGUAUUACGUUAGAGGAAAUGGCUGUGGAAAGCAUGACUGUCCAUCCAAACUCCCCAACAGCCAACCACGAACACAACAGCCUUCUCACUGACGAAAGGCAAGAAGAUGGGGAACUGGAGGAAGGUGAGCUGGAGGAUGAUGGUGGAGAGGCAGAGGUGCCCAGAGGUGAGGGACAUGAGCACCAGGAUAAGCCUCGCCGCAGCAAGGAGCGCCAUGCGAGUGAAUCGGACGAUGAAAAGUCGCAUCGGCGCAGGAGGAAGAGAAAGAGGGAGAGAGAGCGAGAAAAAGAGAAAAGGAGGGCCAAGAAAAAGCACAAAUCAAAGCACAAGCGACAUGCGUCCUCCAGCGAUGACCACUCGGACUACAGUGACGAGUCAGAUUACAGUCCCAGUGAAAAGAGGAAGUACAGGGAAUACAGUCCUCAAUAUCCUCCCGCUUCUCAAGGAGGUUACCCUCCUGCUCCCUCUGGUCAUGGAGGCCCCAUGCCAAAGAAAGGCAGCUAUAUGAAGUUGGACAAACAAGGCUAUGGUGGCUAUGAUGACUAUGAUGAGGACAACUAUGAAGGUGAAGUAGAUGAGGAGAUGGGUGAUGAGGACUAUGAUGACUUCGCCAAGGAACUGAACCAGUACCGCAAGGCCAAAGAGGGUGGAGGUGGUCCACGUGGUAGAGGUGGUAAAAACCGCAUGAAGAACCAGCGAGGCCGUGGCAGAGGAGGAAUGAGGGGACGUGGUGGGAGAGGAGGCAGCAGAGGAAGGGGACGGGGAAAAAUGGGAGGAGACAAUGAUGAUGGGGAUGGCAUGUAUGGAGAAGACAUGGAGUAUGGAGAUGAUGACUAUGAAAACAUGGGAGAUGAAGACUAUGAUGACUACUCAAAAGAACUGAACCAGUACAGGAAAUCAAAGGACAGAGGGCGUGGUGGAAAAGGUGGAAGAGGACGUGGGAGGGGCAAAGGAGGUCGAGGUAUGAACCGUGGUAGAGGGAGAAAUAGAGGGAGGGGCCGUGGAGGAGACCAGUGUCCUGAUGAAGACAACAGUGGAGAAAUGGACAUGGGGGAUGGAACUGGAGGCCAGAGGAGGAACGAGCCAGAGAAACAUGGGCAAGACAAAAAGGGCAAAGCCAUCUGUAAAUACUAUAUUGAGGGCCGCUGUACUUGGGGUGACCACUGUAACUUCAGUCAUGACAUUGAGCUGCCUAAGAAGAAAGAACUCUGCAAGUUCUACAUCACUGGUUUCUGUGCACGAGCGGAAAACUGUCCUUACAUGCAUGGUGAUUUCCCUUGCAAGUUAUUCCACACCACAGGGAACUGUGUGAAUGGUGAGGAGUGCAUGUUCUCCCAUGACUCCCUAACAGAUGAUACUCAAGAGCUCCUGGAUAAGAUGUUGGCAGAGGAUGCAGAAGCUGGUGCAGAGGAUGAGAAAGAGGUGGAGGAACUGAAAAAACAAGGCAUCAACCCUCUUCCAAAACCACCUCCUGGUGUUGGUCUUCUCCCAACUCCUCCAAGAGCUAACCAAGGGGAUUCCUCCACGCCCAUGGACUUUGGAAUGCCUGGACCCACACAUGGUAAUAUGCCGCUAAGUGGACCACCGGAGUUGGGCUCUGUUCUUGGUCCUGGAGUUGGGCACUGCCCAGGCCCUCCUCCCCCCUGCCUUGAUGGAAAUGCCUUCCAAGGGCCACCAAACCCCAACGGUCCUCCACCACCAAUGGGUCCACCACCUUCUUGUGGAGGAAAUGCUGGGAAGAAGAUCCCCUCUUUGUUUGAGAUUGUAGUGAAGCCCACAGGACAGCUGGCACAAAAGCUGGGUGUCAGAGGACCAGGUCCUGGUACUGCUGUUGCAGGUGCUGCAGGACCUCAGGGCCCUCCUACAGGUCCACCAGGUGCACCUCCACCCCGCUUCCCUGGUGCACCACCACCAGGACACAUGGGUCCAGGUGGUCCUCAUGAUAUGCCUCCUAUGGGUCCAUCUACCAUGAAUCAGGGUCCUCCACCAAUGGCAGGACCGCCAAUGAAUUAUGGACAGGGAGAAGGACCACCAAACCAGGGAAUGAUGUCUCCAGGGGGUGGAUCUUCUGGAACCAACUUUUAUGAAAACUUCUACCAGCAACAACAAGUCAUGGCAAUAGAUGGAGAUGGUGACAACUUUCAAGGAGUUGUUGGUGGGAACUUCAAUAAUCAGUCAUCUGGGAACCAGAACUCUGUUAGUGUAGAGGGCCCAGCUAAUGUAGGCCAGUCUAAUCAGUCUGGGAUUGUAGUGCCAGAUUUCCUGCCCCCAGCACAGCGUGUUCUGUUUAUGAGACUCCAGCAGAAACAGCAGGAGGAUGAGGAGAGAGCCAGGAGACAGGCUGAAGGAGGAGGAACUGAGAGGGAGAAUGAAGGAGAUUCAGCAAACUGGUAUUCCAGUGAAGAUGAGGAUGGUGGUGGCAGUGUCACUUCCAUUCUCAAAACUUUACGACAGCAAACACAAACUCAAGGCCCCCCCAAGCCAGACGCAGCUCCUAGUGACCCUCGUCUGCAAAAGUCUCAGCCUGCACAGGCACCCAGCCGACCAGCAGACCCCCGGCUGGCACGAGACCCCCGUCUCUCACGAAACACAGACUCUUCUCAGGCAUCUGAGGCCAAUGCUUCAUCCCUAUCCCCUUCCACUCCUCUAGAUCCCCGUAUUGGGCGGCAUGCAGCCACACAUCCCCCUAAACCUGAGCCCCCACUUGUGUACAAACCCCCGCCACUGACUGCCCCGGCCAGCAAUGAGGAAGAGGAGGGUGAGAGGAUGCUGAGGGACAAACCCGUGCCCAUCCCUCUGGACCCUUUAAUGGGCAUGGCUUUGCGUGAUCCCCGUUCCCAACUACAGCAGUUCAGCCACAUCAAAAAGGAUGUAGUCCUAAACAAGCCUUCUUUCUCCAAGGCUGUACUGUGGAGUCCUGAAGACCUCAUCCCUAUCCCCAUUCCCAAACAGGACUUGCUCCCACUGCCUCCUGGUAUCCCUCCAGUUACAGUCAUAAACCCCCGGCUGUCUCGCACCCCGCCCCAGCACCACUCAACCCUGCCCUCUACACUGCCUCCUUCUGCUCCUACUCCUGAGCAGUCUAAUCAGGCCUCCUCUUCCCUCCCAGACUUCGAGCUGCUCUCCCGCAUCCUCAAAACUGUCAACGCCACUUCAUCCAGCCCUGCACAAGGUGCUUCUACGGGAAUCUCCUCACCUCCGUCCAUCUCUGCAGAGAAGCCUGUUGACCCCCGUAUGGCACGAAAAGCCCCUGCUGACCCCAGGCUCCAGAAGUCCACCUCAGAGACGCCUGCCCCUCAAGUCUCGCCCCCUGCUGCCGCCUCAUGUCCAUCCUCCACCCCCACUAUCGCACCCUACGACCCUAGGCUGCUGUCAGCAGGAGGGUCGGUUCGAGUUGUUGGAAGUGGGAAUGUAGGUAGUGGCAGCAGCAGCAGUGUAUUGAGUGGCAUUAGUCUGUAUGACCCACGAACUCAGGGCUCAGACAAGGCCGAGAGCUUGGGGGCCACUAGAAACACUAGUCCUCCCCCUGAGCCCAAGUCAAGUGAAAGUACAGCGGCUUCAGCUAAACCCAAGUCUAAAGAGCCACUGUUUAUACGCAAGUCGGCACUGGACCAGCCCGAACCCGAGAAGAACACAACGGAGCAGACUACCGACCGCUACAACAGCUACAACCGCCCUCGACCCAAACCUUCACCCUCACCCAAUUCAGGGUCUGCAGCUGGGGUACCUGCUACAGGUGGUCCAUCCACAGCUGGUCAAGGCCCUGCUGGCACUGCAGAACAGCCGGCUGGGGUCCACAAUCUGCCCGUGUCCACAUUGUUCACUAUGGUAAAGCAGGCCAGCAAACCCAGUGGCACUGGGAGCCCGUUUGGUGGCAAUAGCCCCGCCCAGCCUGACGCAGCUGAACAGGACAAUGCAUCUCUAAAAGACGUUUUCAAAGGCUUUGACCCCACGGCCUCACCAUUUUGCCAGUGAACUCUGCUCUAUUGCUGUCAUUGUGAACCGCUUUAGGACUGUAGUGUGCGGUCUCACAUGUACUUGACAUGCAAAUAGACUCACCCCUACCAGGUCACAUACCACACCACAGUAUUUCCAUAUAGAUUUCUAUUUGGACUGUUAGGAUUGGAAAAGAUUAUGUCUGUACUAAUGAUAAGGGGAGAUGAAAACUAAAUGUCUAUUUUAAAACCAGAUGAGAAAUUUUUAAAUAAAUGUUCAUUUUAAGGACCUCUAUGAAUAUGUACAUCAAGACACACUUGUAUACGUGCAUUUUGGCAUUAUGAAAGACAAACAUUUUCAUCAGUCUAUACCAAACAGGUUUUUUUGGAUUAUGACCCAUUAACCCCACCCCAUUAUCCUGCUUGAAUUUAACCAUAAGUGGCCAGUGUGAUUGACAGGUGACUUUAACCUUGUUCCACCUGAUCAGCAUGGCAGUGGGGAAUAUUCUUUCACUGCCACUCCCUCUGCCUCCUGCAGCGGAACUGAACUAAAUGCUAGGGUAUACUUUGUUUUUCCGUGUGCUGCUAAGUCUCGUUUAUGGUCACGCAUUCUAGCUUUCGAAGUAUACUUCUUUGACCAUGAGCCCAUAUGGACGCCUUCGACAAAUAUGCAUUGUGACUGCAUCAUCGUACUCUUAGUGCAUUUGAACACAGGCACGUGUGCAGACACAAACAGUCCACAAGGACUGUGUGAAAGAUGAAAUUUACUUCAUGUGCACUUUGCGCAAGACAUAGUGACACUCAAUCAACCGAAAUAUACUUUGGCCUUAAGUCAUGUAGUUGCUCACCAGCACUUUUCAUUUGUUCCUCACCAGUGAUUAAGAUCCUUUUAAGAAAUUUCUCCCGUUUUCUCUCUCUGCUUAGUCUAGUUAACUCUUUCAUGUCUGUUUGGAUGCCCUUGUAUUUCUAAUGUUUCAAAUUUGUGUUUGGUUUGUUCAUACCACUCCACUUAAAGGAAUAGUUCACCCAAAAAGGAAUAUUCUCUCAUCAUUUACUCACCCUCAUGCCAUCCCAGAUGUGUAUGACUUUCUUUCAUCUGCUGAACACAAGUUAAGAUUUUUAGAAGAAUUUCACAGCUCUGUAGGACCGUACAAUGCAUGUGAGUGGGUGCCAAAUUUUUGAUGCUUCAAAAUCCACUUAAGGGCAACAUAAAAGUAAUCCAGAUGACUCUGUUGGUUAAAUCCAAAUCUUCAGAAGUGAUGUAAUAGGUGUGGGUGAAAAACAGAUCCAUAUUUAAGCACUUUUUUACUAUAAAUUCUCCUCCCUGCUCAGUCAGUCUCCACUUUCACAUUCUCUUCCUUCAGUUUUUGGCGAUUCACAUUCUUCAUGCAUAUCACCUCUUACUGGGUAGGGAGGAGAAUUUAUCAUACAAAAUUACUUAAAUAUUGAUCUCUUUCUCACCCACACCUAUCAUACCGUGUCUGAACACAUGGACUUAACCACUGGAGUCAUAUGGAUUACUUUUAUGUUCCCUUUAUGUGUAUUUUGGAGCUUCAAAAUUGUGGCACCCAUUGACUUCCAUUGUGAGGAACUACAGAGCUGAAAUAUUGUUCUAAACAUCUUCUUUUGAAUUCUGCAAAAAAAAAAAAAAAAAAACAUCA
This is a messenger RNA of Myxocyprinus asiaticus (Chinese sucker), 5803 nucleotides long. Its product is annotated as zinc finger CCCH domain-containing protein 4-like. The record is from RefSeq and is a predicted model, not a curated record. Gene Ontology annotation, molecular function: RNA binding; metal ion binding. Lineage: Eukaryota; Metazoa; Chordata; Actinopteri; Cypriniformes; Catostomidae. The transcript has 14 exons. The coding region runs from base 226 to 4182 and encodes 1318 amino acids. Gene Ontology annotation, biological process: negative regulation of DNA-templated transcription. Gene Ontology annotation, cellular component: nucleus.